This is a messenger RNA of Racocetra persica, 742 nucleotides long. The record is from the annotation of a GenBank genome assembly. Lineage: Eukaryota; Fungi; Glomeromycota; Glomeromycetes; Diversisporales; Gigasporaceae.
AUGAAAUUAUUGAAUAUUUCCGAAUUGCAAUUAACCCAGAAGGUUGAAGAGCUUAAUUAUAUUAUUAAAACUGCUAUAAGUAGCUUAUCAUUAUUGUUACAAAUGUGGGAUGCUGAUAAUUUAUCAAAUUUGCAAGAGAUUGCGUAUGAUAGUGAUUUUAUAGAGAAUUCAUAUGAUGUUUCUCAAUCAUAUUUAUUAUCUUUAAUUAAAGAAAAUGAAUAUUCUGAUGUACAAGAGACUUGUAUAUCAGCACUUUUUUGUAUAAUGCUUGAAUUGGAAUUUGCAAGAUUCUAUAUAAUGUUAGUACCACUUCGAUGGUGUAAAGAUGAAAAAAAUAAUAUUCAAAGAUCUGUAGACAAAAAGCUUCGGUAUAAUAAAUCUAUGAGUCUAGCGAAGCAAGCUGUUAUAUUACAGAAUGGCGAUGCAAAUGACAAUAAAUUAGAUAUUCUCUUAAAAAAUUAUAUUGAAAAGAAGACUCUUCAACGUAAAAAGAAAACUAAAGAAAGAGAAUUGCGAAUUCAUAAAGAAAAUUAUAGUUCAGGAAAUGCUUUAGCUAUAGAAACUAACAAUGGUCAACUAAUUUCUAUUGAAAAAGUUGCAAAUCUGUUAAAUCAUAUUGGAAAAGAAGCUCUACGCAAGAAAUGGCUUAAAGGUGUACAAGAAAAUUAUCAGCCAAAAAAGAGUAAAGGGCCUACAAAAAUAAGAGUUUGUGGGUUUUGUCAUGAACCUAACCAUUAUCAAA